Messenger RNA from Panicum virgatum (switchgrass), 1949 nucleotides. RefSeq names its product ribulose-1,5 bisphosphate carboxylase/oxygenase large subunit N-methyltransferase, chloroplastic-like. NCBI's taxonomy places the organism in Eukaryota, Viridiplantae, Streptophyta, Magnoliopsida, Poales, Poaceae. The coding region runs from base 39 to 1550 and encodes 503 amino acids. Gene Ontology annotation, molecular function: [ribulose-bisphosphate carboxylase]-lysine N-methyltransferase activity; protein-lysine N-methyltransferase activity; protein binding. Gene Ontology annotation, cellular component: chloroplast. The record is from RefSeq and is a predicted model, not a curated record. The transcript has 14 exons. Gene Ontology annotation, biological process: peptidyl-lysine monomethylation.
GAAGCGACCAGCGUCCACGCCCGUUCCGCGGUUUCGCCAUGGCCACCUCCACCACCGCGCUCCACCCGCAAUUCCGGCCACCGCUGCGCGCUCCCGCCCGUCACCGCCCGCUCCCACACUCCUCGUAUUCCUCGUUCGCCCGCGCCCGCCCUCGUACUACCAUCCGAGCCUCAGCAGCGUCCGCGUCCGCGCCGGCGCAGCAGGAGGCCGUCGCGGGCGUCCCGUGGGGCUGCGAGAUUGAGUCCCUGGAGAGCGCGGCGUCGCUGGAGCGGUGGCUCAUAGAAUCGGGCCUCCCAGAGCAACGCUUGGCCAUCCAGCGCGUGGAUGUCGGCGAGCGCGGCCUGGUCGCGCUCAAGAACAUCCGCAAGGGGGAGAAGCUGCUCUUCGUGCCGCCUUCCCUCGUCAUCACUGCCGAUUCGGAGUGGAGCCGCCCAGAGGUGGGGGAGGUGAUGAAGAGGAACGCCGUGCCGGACUGGCCGCUUAUUGCCACUUACCUCAUAAGCGAAGCCAGUUUAGAGGGAUCGUCGAGGUGGAGCAGCUACAUAGCAGCGUUGCCAAGGCAGCCUUACUCGCUUUUGUACUGGACUCGUGCAGAGCUAGAUGCAUACCUGGUGGCUUCGCCAAUCAGGGAAUGUGCAAUUCAGAGGAUAACUGAUGUGAUUGGGACAUACAACGACCUUCGAGACCGUAUAUUUUCUAAACAUUCAGAUUUAUUCCCUGAAGAGGUAUAUAACAUAGAGACAUUUCUAUGGUCCUUCGGCAUUCUCUUCUCGCGCCUGGUUCGUUUGCCAUCUAUGGAUGGAAGGGUUGCACUAGUUCCUUGGGCAGAUAUGCUUAACCAUAGUCCUGAGGUGGAAACAUUCUUGGACUUCGAUAAGUCAUCGCAAGGAAUAGUUUUCACCACUGACCGUGCAUAUCAACCAGGUGAGCAGGUUUUUAUAUCUUACGGGAAGAAAUCCAGUGGUGAACUAUUGCUUUCAUAUGGUUUUGUUCCAAAAGAGGGGACAAACCCAAAUGAUUCAGUUGAGUUGCUGGUGUCUCUUGAUAAAUCUGACAAGUGCUACAAAGAGAAACUAAAAGCACUAAAGCGAAAUGGUUUGUCAGUAUCUGAAAGUUUCCCUUUGCGGGUUACUGGAUGGCCAGUUGAGCUGAUGGCUUAUGCCUUCCUUGUGGUCAGUCCUCCUGACAUGAGUCAACGCUUUGAGGAGAUGGCUGUUGCUGCAGCGAAUAAAAAUUCAACCAAACCUGGUUUUAAUUAUCCUGAAUUGGAAGAACAGGCUCUUCAGUUUAUCCUGGACUCCUGUGAAUCUAAUAUAUCAAAGUAUUCUAAGUACCUAGAGGGUGGAAAUGGCUCUCCACAAGGUUCAAUAAAUGCAAAGCAAGCCAACAGAACCUUACUGCUAAAACAGCUAGCAAAAGAUCUGUGCAUCAGUGAACGGAGAAUCUUGUAUCGGACACAAUAUAUAUUGCGUAGAAGAUUGAGGGACAUGAGAGGUGGCGAACUUAGAGCUUUAUCAUUGUUCAAUGGGCUCAGAAAGCUCUUCAAAUAAAUGGAUCAGCUACAUUUCUAGGUGGCAUGGAUCGUAUUGGAUAGUUUUGGUUUCCCUGGUAACACGUUUCAGGUGCUUUGAUCUUGCAGCUUGAGCAUCCAAUGUUUGGUUACCAAAUCAGAUCGCAGUCUCAGCCGCAAAUUUCUUAUCUGGAGAAGCAUCUAAAUGCUAUAAAGGAGCUACGGUUCAGCAAAGGAUAGUUGUGAAUUGUAAUUGAACAGCCCAUAGCUUGGCAUAUAUGUAAGAGUAAAUUCUACAUGUAAGCCUGUAAGAUAGAUUCUACGAAAGGAGCUGGCCGGUCGUUCUGUUCUGAAUUCUGAUCCGUGCUAUGUAGUCCCCAUAUCUGAUGUUUAUGUCAGUACAGACUGUAAAUCCAUGGUGAUCUGCAGCUGCUGAAAA